This is a messenger RNA of Ochotona princeps (American pika), 1848 nucleotides long. RefSeq names its product F-box/WD repeat-containing protein 5-like. The transcript is spliced from 8 exons. The record is from RefSeq and is a predicted model, not a curated record. The coding region runs from base 45 to 1748 and encodes 567 amino acids. Lineage: Eukaryota; Metazoa; Chordata; Mammalia; Lagomorpha; Ochotonidae. Gene Ontology annotation, molecular function: protein binding. Gene Ontology annotation, biological process: protein ubiquitination. Gene Ontology annotation, cellular component: SCF ubiquitin ligase complex; Cul4-RING E3 ubiquitin ligase complex.
GGGUCGGGGAGUGGACGGGGCCGGGCUCCCGGCAGCAUGCACCCAUGGCGGACGGCGGCGCGCCCCUGCUCCCCGACAGCCUGCUCUACCACAUCUUCCUGAGCCUGGGCCCCGGCGACGUGCUGGCCGCCGGCCUCGUGUGCCGCCAGUGGCGCGCCGUGGCCCGCGACGAGUUCCUGUGGCGGGAGCAGUUCUACCGCUACUUCCAGGUGGCCCGCGACGUGCCCAGGCACCCAGCGGCCACGUCGUGGUACGACGAGUUCCGGCGGCUCUACGACGCGGUUCCCUGCGUGGAAGUGCAGACGCUCACGGCGCACACGGACCAGGUCCUGCACCUCAGCUUCGCGCACUCCGGAGGCCGCUUCGCGUCCUGUUCCAAGGACUGCACGGUGAAGAUCUGGAGCAAUGGCCUGGCCAUCUCAUUGCUGCACAGUGCGGACAUGCGACCAUACAACUGGAGCUACACGCAGUUCUCCCAGUUCAACCGCGACGACUCGCUGCUGCUGGCCUCUGGCGUGUUCCUGGGGCCGCACAACUCCUCCUCUGGGGAGAUCGCCGUCAUCAGCCUAGACACCUUCGUCCUGCUGUCCCGGGUGCGCAACAAACCCUACGACGUGUUCGGCUGCUGGCUCACUGAGACAUGCCUCAUCUCAGGGAACCUGCACCGCAUUGGGGACAUCACCUCCUGCUCUGUGUUGUGGCUCAACAACGCCUUCCAGGAUGUGGAGUCGGAGAACGUGAAUGUAGUCAAGCGCCUCUUCAAGAUUCAGAACCUGAACGCCAGCACCAUCCGCACGGUGAUGGUGGCCGACUGUGGCCGCUUCGACAGCCCGGACCUGCUGCUGGACGCCGGCCCCGCCGCCGGCCCUUGCCGCGUCUUCGACCUGGGCGCUGAUGGGGACAGCGAUGAGGAGGGCACAGGCCGUGCGCCUGGACCUGCCCGCCCUCGGGGCCCGCGGCGGCUGCUUAACAGUGCGCUGGACACCCAGGCGCCGCUGUCGGAGCGCGUGCUGGAGACCAGGGUGGCCGAGCUGCUGGCCCAGGGCCACACCAAGCCGCCUGAGCCUGGCGCCGCCGACGCCCGCACCAAGUACCUCAUCUUCACCACCGGCUGUCUCACCUACUCGCCCCACCAGAUCGGCAUCAAGCAGAUCCUGCCGCACCAGAUGACCACGGCCGGGCCCGUGCUGGGCGAGGGCCACGGCUCGGACGCCUUCUUCGACGCGCUGGACCACGUCAUCGACGUGCACGGCCACAUCAUCGGGAUGGGCCUGUCCCCCGACCACAGGUACCUGUACGUCAACAGCCGGGCCUGGCCGCGCGGCGCCGUGGUGGCCGACCCCAUGCAGCCGCCGCCCAUCGCCGAGGAGAUUGACCUGCAGGUGUUCGACCUCAAGACCAUGCGCGAGGUGAAGCGGGCGCUGCGGGCACACCGCGCUUACACGCCCAACGAUGAGUGCUUCUUCAUCUUCCUCGACGUCAGCCGCGACUUCGUGGCCAGCGGGGCGGAGGACCGCCACGGCUACAUCUGGGACCGGCAUUACAACAUCUGCCUGGCUAAGCUGCGGCACGAAGACGUGGUGAACUCGGUGGUCUUCAGCCCCUGCGAGCAGGAGCUGCUGCUCACGGCCAGCGACGACGCCACCAUCAAGGCCUGGCGGUCCCCGCGCGCCCUGCGCCUCCUCCAGGCCGCCCCGCGCCUGCGCCCCCGGCCCUUCUUCUCCUGGUUCGGCAGCCACAGGCGCUGAGGCGGGGGGCGCAGCAGGGCGAGAGGCCUUGCUGUAGCAGCGAUGCUCGGGGGUCAGCCGGACCCCACAUGCGCACCCUUCGCAACAGGGGCACUCGCUC